Molecule: messenger RNA, 1377 nt
Organism: Vollenhovia emeryi
Lineage: Eukaryota; Metazoa; Arthropoda; Insecta; Hymenoptera; Formicidae
Exons: 3
Coding region: 372-1199 (275 amino acids)
Source: RefSeq, a predicted model, not a curated record
CGCUUUUUUUCACGAGGAUCAAGGUGUCAAACACCAAGUAUACGGUUCUCGGAAUUUUCGACGCAUCCAGUUCUUCGUGCGUCUGUCGCGUACCGGACCUCGUCCAGCUGAAAUAUCUUCUUCCUUUUAUUAUGACUGUUAUUCCAACUGCCUGUGAAAUAAUACGGCAGAGAUGCCGGCAGUUUGCAGGUUAUGUCGCGCUCAGCAUCUCGAGCAUCUCGAGAGCACGUGCUGACGAAGAAAAGACAGUUUUUGGUCAGUUUUGCCAUGCUCGCUCGGUUAUGUGAAACCGGAGGUGUUUGACAGGUCGCGCCUGAUCGGUCACAAUAUUUUACGGCCACAAUUAAGCCAACGGCUGCGAUUAUUAGAAAAUGGAGAACUUCUGUCCACUGUGCUCAAGGAAGGGCGUUACGAGAAGAGUCAAGGCGUUUCAGAUCAACUUGGACGAGGCGACGUGGUUAUGCGAGUCGGAAGAAUGCCCCUGGCCGAUCGGUUACGCGGAACUGGUAUUCUUCAAGAGAAAUGCCUUGUCCUGCAACUGGGAGGAAGAGGAGAAACGACAACCGUGUCCCGACGGAGGGGAUGACAAAUCCCCACUGGCGCUGAUGGAACUCUCGCUCUACACGCCACCCGUAACUCCCGGAGACAAAUCGCUGCUGUCUGAACUCCUGUCGGAAUUUGAAAGCAUUGAUUUUGAAGAAGAAGAAGAAGAAGAAGUCAUUAAGAGUGAACGGGUCGAACAGACCGACAUUGUUGGAAUGCAGCCUGGGCUCACCAACAUCGAAAGUAUGAAUACUAAUCCUAGUGUCGUUCUUGAUAUUGAUGAAUUUUGGAAUACUAUGGAAAUAGAUGAACGCGGCGGUUGUCUCGCGAAUCCGACCGUAACGAACCAUACGUUUAAGAAUCUCGACGCGUUUGAUGACGCAAAUGCAGAGUUCGGUUUAAAUACGGAUUGUAAAACCGGCGACGAACGAUCAGACGUAGCAAGUGGCGCGAAGUUUCGCGCGAAUACAUUACUGGAAAAUACGGAAGUACUAGUCGACGGAGAUAUUACAAAUAACUUCAAUGCAACAAGCGAAUCCGCAGAGAAUGUGGCUGACGAUCUGUAUACAUUAGUAAAUACCCAUAUCAGAGAGUGUGUACCUAGCCAUGUAUCUGAAAACCUGGAUGAUGAUUGGUUAAAGUCGUUACUAACCUGACGAUAGUAACAAUGCAAUUUAUUGUUACUUAAUCCCUUAAUGCACGGUUGCUGUAUAAUGCCCGAGUUGAUUCAAGAUUACGGGUUGCAACUGACCUUUAUAAUUUGUGAUAAUAGGAUAACGUUUAAUUAUAUUAAAGCAUUUUUGUAAAAAAAAAGUACUCUUUUGAGAAACAGAA